Molecule: messenger RNA, 2042 nt
Organism: Entrophospora candida
Lineage: Eukaryota; Fungi; Glomeromycota; Glomeromycetes; Entrophosporales; Entrophosporaceae
Source: the annotation of a GenBank genome assembly
AAAUUAGUUGCAAGAUGAAUAGUACUAAUCCAUAUAGAACACUUGGUGAUGCAAAUGUUAAUUAUGAAGAGGAGGAGGCACGAGAGUGGAGACAACCAUUUUCCAGAGUAAGUAGAAGAGAUAGGCCUGAUGAAGACCCUCAGUAUAGGGAUGAAUCCGUUGAACAAGCUACAGCUAAAACAGUUCCUGAUGAAGUAUGGCUGAUUCCACCUAAUCUUCGCCCUCUUGAAAUUCUUGGUGAGAAAGAUUGUAAUAAAGCACGUAUAGAAUCCACUACAAAUACCCAUAUGAAAUAUAAUAGUAGAACAUUGCAAAUUGAAAUGUGGGGAAGAAGACAAGAUUUAGAACAAGCUCUUAAACAAUGGAACAAUCUGGCAGAGAAUAUACUUACAGAACAACAAAAAGAAAAAAGUAAAAGAAGAGUUAAAGGUUGGGCAAGACCAGAAAAAGCACUUACUGAUAAACAGUUACGCAAGUUGCAACGUAAAGAGGCACGUGAAAAAGAAGCAGAGGAUUAUCGAGGAGUUUGUGAAGACAAACCUUUCUUUGGAGUUUUCCUUUUUCCUAACGCUCAAAUACCAAUUCCAAUGAUUAUUGGUGAAAAAACAGAAAUAUUGGAUCCAAUUCGUGUUGAGACCAAAUGUUAUAUAUGGAAUGAGAACGAUUACAUAAAAGUUGCCGGUAAUACUUUAGAAUCUGUUGAAGAGGCGACAAAAAGAAUUAAAAACCUCUAUAUUAAAGCUAAUGCACUUCGACAUAUACCCCAAAAUCAAAAAGAAGCCCAUUUAAAAAAUAAACGUAGAGGAUGGAUUUAUCAUUUAGUUGAAGAACCAAAAUUUCCAUAUUUGGUUAAAAUAUCGGACAAACCAAUUUGGCUUACUGCCCCAUAUGAUUCUACAGGAAUUGUAAAAGUUUUUGAACCAGUUAUCGAUAGUAAACUUGAUGAAAUGAUUCUAAAUGAGAAAACUAAAUUUGACACUGGUAUUUUAGAAGAGAUUCGUAAUUCAAAUCCUAUAACUAUUGAAAAUGCUCUUAAACAAGCUUUAGGAACUGUUCAUUUAUUUGAUGAAGAAAUUAAAAUGCGCAUUAGAUUUGGACAUGUUUGUCUUACAGAUUUUCCAAAGGAUCCUUUAUGGCCUGUUGAAAAAUUGCAUUAUAAAGUUUUAAAUGAUUCUCGUUUACAGUCAAAGUUCAGUACAUGUGUUACUAAAGAUAUUAAAAAGAUUAAUCAAUUUUGUGCUAUUCUGGAUGGCAAAGAUGUUAAUUCUAAAGAUGGUGUUGAAAAUAAUCAAUGGGAUAAUUCUCCUAUACAAGAAUUUAAGAUUUGUGCUACUCGUGCUCCUUUGGCACGUAAUGAGAGUACUUGGGAUUGUUCAUUUGAUGUUCAAUUCAAAGAUGAUGGUAAAAUUGGAUUAUGGAGCACAGUAACUGAUGAAAAAAAUGUAAUGGAGAUAAAUAUGAUUUGUUUAGAUAAGCAAGUAUUUGAUUAUUCAUGGUGUUUGGGUAUUCAAACUGCUAAACAUCUUUCUAAUGAUAAAUUUUCUCCACAAGGAAUAUUCGUUUACAAAUUAAGAUUAAGCCCUCAAAAUCGUUUAAUAUACACCAAUACUGAUAAAGUCCAAGUCACUUCAAUCUGUCAAAAAACUAAAUGGAAAUAUUGGUGGGGUGAACAUUACGUUGUUGAGGUGACGCGAUAUGAAUAUUGGAAAUGUGAUAGUUUUAAAAAUAUUUCAGCUGGUGUAGAGAUUAUUAUGGACAAAGAGGAACCAUUCAGUGUUAGAUAUGGAGUUACGCUUUACAAAAAAUCUUGGGAUGAUGAUUUUGCCUUUAAUAGUGCUUUGAGUGUUGGAGAAGUACCUGAAUGGCAUCCUUAUGAUAUAGUUGAUGAUGAAAAAAUUGGAGGUAUAAGAGGAUUAAUUGGGGAAAUUCGCAAAUUUUUGAAUGUGCUGCAAACUAAUAUUCCAACACCUCCUGUAAAUACACCUCAAUUUGAAAUUGAAAAAGCUCAGCAAGAGUGGCUUUACAAUACAGAAAAGGAUUAG